Tachyglossus aculeatus (Australian echidna) is the source of this 669-nucleotide messenger RNA. RefSeq names its product small integral membrane protein 24 (gene SMIM24). The record is from RefSeq and is a predicted model, not a curated record. The coding region runs from base 126 to 452 and encodes 108 amino acids. Lineage: Eukaryota; Metazoa; Chordata; Mammalia; Monotremata; Tachyglossidae. The transcript is spliced from 4 exons.
ACCCUGGAGAUUAGCUGGUUAUAAGCACAUUCUGCUGAUAACUCAUUUGGACAAGCAGAAGAAAUCUAUCCGGGGAAAGCUGUUUGCUCCUGGCCCUGGUCUGCGCUUCAGUUUAGAGGCUGCUUAUGGGUCCUCUUAGGAGCCUCUUUUUCUGGUCCGUCUUGCUCCUCUCCACUGCCAAGGCCCAGAAAGAAAACGGGACCGUGCGCAGACUGCAGCCCUGGCUGGUGGGCCUCAGUGCCGUGGUUGGCUUCCUCUUUAUCGUCUUCAUACUCAUGAUCAUCAACAGGAUCUGGUGCUACAAGAACAGGUCCGAUGAUGAGGCAGUUGUGUUCCAGGAUCCUUAUUCCUCCAUGAGGAACACAGAGCAGAGGGGUCACAUCAAUGGGGCUCUGGAGCUGGACUUCAAGGAGCAGAAGGAGACAGAAGAGAUAAAAAUGACACAUAUGUGAGGCCUCCACCCAUCCUGACUUUUCUGCAAACACCCCAUCUUCCUCCGGGGUGCUUCCUUUCACUGCUCCUUGAGUCUCUCUUACUUAGGCUUCUGGCUGGGGUUGUGUCUGAGAUUUUCAUUUGCCAAGCCCUGAUCUGGGGCCUGGUGAACUGUGGCCCUCUUCCCCACUCAAAAAAUGAUUUAAAAGACAAUGAUAAUAAAAGUCCCAAAUCCCA